UCAGUCAUCGCUGAGCUGUGGAAAUACUCUGUGGAAGUCACCUCGGCCCCACGCUGCGCGCAGCUUUCCAUACGGGGCGGGGUGCCGCUCUCUCCGGCGGCGCAGCUAGAGCGCAAAGCGCACCGUCAUCAGCUGCUUGCUCCGCGUCGUCUGCCCGUCACACAGCUGAAAACAUGGGUCUGGAGAAGGAGAGGUCGGACACGAGUAUAAUUAUGGACGAGGACGAGUUCAACAGAUCGAUCGAGCCGAUUCUGUCGAAGAAGGGAAACGUGUACGCGGCGGUGCAGGACCGGGAUCCAAACGAUAUCAACUCGAAACUAAAGGUUGGUUUUGACGACAUCAUCGCGGAGCCCCUCUCCACGCACAGCUUCGACAGAGUGUGGAUCGGAAGCCACGCCGUCUUCGAGCUGGUCAAAUACGUCUUUUACCGCCUGCUGACCACUCUGCUGGCCGUGCCCGUGGCUUUCAUCCUCGGGGUGUUCUUCGGGAUCCUCAGCUGCAUCCACAUCUGGUUGGUGAUGCCUGUGAUCCAGAGCUGCAUUAUGCUCUUACCGUCCGUCCAGAUCGUGUGGAGGAGUCUGAUGGACACUUUUGUUUCCCCGCUCUACUCCAGCAUGGGGAAGAGCCUGUCCUCCGUUCAAGUUAAGAUCACUGAGGACUGAUGAAGACGACCUCUCUCUGUCUCUCUGUCCCAGGAGAGGAAGAAAAAUAGGACGUGUUACAUGAAAAAAAAAAAAUGUUCUAAAAGUAAAGUUAUUUUAAAGAAAUUUUGUAGACGACUGAAACAACUUCAGAGUAGAAUGAUUUUAGGAUUAAGCGUGGAUUAUAUAGUCUGACUGCAGGUGACAUACUGCAUACAUACUGUAGCGCUUGUUUGAACAUAAUUUCACUCACCUUAUUUUAAUGUUAAAAUUCAGAUACACAGCAUUGAAACAGCAGUUAUUUGUGUCCUCUAAACUGAACAUCCAAUUUGAUUGCAGAAUAUUUAUAUACAGGGUUCAGUGGUUGUGAUGGUACUAAAACACAAUAACCACACCAGAGAGGCAGUGAUGUCAUAUCAGUACUCACUUUAUAUUAUAAUUUUGCAUAUUGCACCUUAAAAAACAAAAACAAAAAAAAACAGACUGUAGCCUAGAAAGAAGGAUUUCAUUCCCAUCAUUUUAACUGCUGCAUCUUUAAAUGUCAUGGGAGCCGAGAUAGGUUGAGAGGUGUGGUCCACAGCUGGACGUGUGACCAUGAACAAAUAGUAACAUACCCUAGUUUCUGUAUCACUAAGCAGAUAACAUUGAGGUUUUAUAGGAGCUCGAAGCUGAGUUGUUUUUCUGAUCGUGACCAAAAUAAAUUCUUGUCAUUCCAUUAUUUUUGCCUGAGAGAGAAAGAGAGAGAUGUGGAUUUUUUUCAUAGCUCAGUAGGAGGAGAGUAAACGUAGAGUAGCGACUGCUCACUUAUAUAAAGAUGUAAUAUUUCUGCUUCCUUUUCAUGUUGUAUAUUUUGCAAAGAGUUCAGCUAUAAUUUGAAUGUAAUGAGCUGGACCAGAGACAGUCAGACAGAUUUUUUUUUUUAUCAUCAUUAUUAUUAUUAUUAUUAUUAUUAUUAUUAUUGUUAUUAUUAGAUGCUUGUACAGUAGAAGCCCACGGCUUGUUGCACAUGUUGUUUUCACUGUGCAUUGGCAAUAACAUGAUACAGAUGCUUAUGAUAGCGUACAUGUACGAGAGUUGUUGUAACAUGUUACAGAAACAUGUCAGAGAAAGGACUCAGAUUAUUGGACCGGGGUGACUCUGAUUUCUUUUUUUUUUGAUUGAUGCUUUUGAAGUGUUAUUAAAGAAGUUCACGUCAGUCACCACAGAUUGAUGAAGACGUGAUACUGUCUGUUUGAAGCCUCAUCUGAGCUGAGACUGUGGUACAUGCAUAGUUUGUGAACUUUGAUUGACUGUGGAUGAGAUAAAUUAGUUUCAGGUACAAGCUCGCACAGUUCCACCACCUGCUGCGAGCUGUACAAUCUCAAUUGUACUGUAUGUGACGCAGAGAUCGUCUGUCUAAUGUUGGAAAACCAGAAUAUGACCUGGGUUUUUGUCUUGUUUUUGCACAAUGAGACAGGCACUUUUUUCCAGCACCUCUGUCAGAGUCACUGAUGUUGGACGGCUGCCACGUUGCCAGCUAAUAUUGUGCUAGUGGAAAAAAACAAAUGUAUUUAGCUCAGGGUUUUUUUCUACAUAACAUGUUGCCCUAAACAGCCUCAGUCCAGCUAAUCUUCAUACGUCAUAUAAUCAUUUCUGGACAAAUAAAUCAUAACUGUGUAUUAAAUUCUCGUAGCUGGUUUUUAGCUUUAUACUCAAAAUACAACUAUAUUCGUUGACUUUAAAAAGGCCAAAUGUGUUACUUCUCACCGAAAUAAAGACUUCUUUUCCUCAA
This is a messenger RNA of Solea solea (common sole), 2412 nucleotides long. RefSeq names its product caveolin 2 (gene cav2). NCBI's taxonomy places the organism in Eukaryota, Metazoa, Chordata, Actinopteri, Pleuronectiformes, Soleidae. Gene Ontology annotation, biological process: insulin receptor signaling pathway; caveola assembly; positive regulation of MAPK cascade. Gene Ontology annotation, molecular function: protein kinase binding; molecular adaptor activity. The record is from RefSeq and is a predicted model, not a curated record. Gene Ontology annotation, cellular component: Golgi apparatus; cytoplasmic vesicle; caveola. The transcript has 3 exons. The coding region runs from base 174 to 662 and encodes 162 amino acids.